AUUUUAAAGUCACAGGUGUGAAAGGUUGACCUCCCUGGGCUCUCAACAGCCCACCUUAAAAAAUUUUUUUGCAGGGGUGUAUGUGGAAUUGCCACCAAAAGCUCCUAAGAGGCACGGAAGCCACUUUUGAAGGCUGAUUUAAGAUUUGGAGAGGCCUUUAAAAACAGACAGCAGAAAGUGAACUGGAAGUUGCAAAAUUUCUGUGCCCCCCUUCCCCCCUGGCAAGAUUUCUCCCCAAGGCCCCCUAUGGGCACUCAGUGUGUGCCCUAACCACUGGCAUUUGCCCACUACUGACCUAAGUAGAAAAAAAAUGUCGUAAUUAUCUGAAGAGUUGUCACAAGCAACAGGGGGAGCAAUUUGUAUUGAAGCAGGACUGGAUCUGUUGGGCUUAUGUUACAGGAGGAAGGUAGCUUUCUUAAGAACAUUAGGAGAAACUCCAUGAUGGUGAGGAGGGAGCUUGGAUAAGUGACUUGUUUGGAUGACAGUUACCCAGAAUCUCAUGGGCUAUGCUGGCUGCAGGAUUCUGCGAGGCUGCUGUACAAAAAGUAAAUUUUCCAAGCUCUGAAUAAGAGCAGUGUGACUAGGAGCAAAUACUUGGGUUGGUGGGCUCUCCCUCAGUUGUUGUUGUCGUUGUCUGUCUUUAAGUCAAUUUUGACUUAUGGCAUCCCAAAGGCGUAGAACCUAUCACACCUGGCAAAAUUUGUUCAGAGGGGGUUUGCUUUUGCCUUCCUCUGAUGCUGAGAGAAUGUGACUUGCCCAAGGUCAUCCAAUGGGUUUUUACAUGACCAAGAUGGAAUUAAAACCCUGAUCCCCAGAGUUGUAGUCCACUGGUCAAAUCAUGCUGGUUCUGUCUAGGUCUUCAAAUGGAAUUUGAACAUCCAACUUUUUGCAUACUCUAAAAUUGUAUGUUUUUCACAAGCAGAGGAUUGUACUAGACAGCCUGCAAGUAGCAUGGGGAAAGAACUGUGCUAGAACACAUCUCCUUGAUGUGCUAGCAGAAAGCACAAAUUUGUCAAGCCUCUGUGCUUUGAUAUAAGAAGCAUGCUUUCAUUCGGCAGUGGAGCUGCACUAUUUUCUGCCUGCAUCAGUAAGAAAUCUACAUUUAACAUACAUAUAAUCCCACCCCAGCACUUCUUUUUCUCAUUGGUUAAAAUUUGACAGGGUCCACAGUGGAUGGGGAGGUGUACAGCUUGCCAGGCAUAAAACAAAGAAUGGAAUGUGGCUUCACAAGUUCUGGCUGACACCUUGCUUUUUCCCAUGUUUGAAACUGGUUGCACUAAGUGCAGGGUUGUUGUUUUUUCCUAUGUUAAUUGGUAAUCAGCUGUUUCAUAUGUAGAUAAUCAAAGGGAGUAGCAGAUAUGAAGUCAUGGUAAGUGAGAGGUGUCUGUGCAUCUUAAUGCAAACUUUCCUAGUUCAGACUUUUGGAAACAAUGCAGGAAAUGAAACCCAGUUAUUUGCAGUUUUCUGAAGUUUGUACUCCAACUUGUUUUUUUUUUAAUGCAAUGUUAUGAGGGUAUUAAUGAAAGUAGCAUACAAAGGCUCACUAUAUUAGGGAUAUUUUCUUGUAUUAGAAUUAGAUAAAGGAUUUGAAGGCACACAAUGACAAAAAGAUAAAAAUGUAUACACAAAUGCAUAUCUUAGGAGAAAUAUGUGUGAAAUCUGUAUGCAUUUGUUAGAGAUUUUAAAAGUUCAGAAACCCUAUGAGGAAAACAGGCUGGAACAGAUUUAAAGAUGAACAAUGUGAAAAUGAAAUUAAAAGACUUGUCCAUGGUUUCCAGUGCUUCUGGUAGGAUAACAUAUUCAUUCUUAAGUUAUGCUAGAUAUUCCAGUAAUAUUUAUUGCCAACGAUGGCCAGACACCUGAAACCCACCUUAAAACUGAGUCAGCCGUUCCAAGCAAUGGAGGUCUAUAGGGUACUGUAGAGUAGCAUGGCCAUCCCCCUACCACCAGUCAGCAACACUAUGAUGAAGAGUUGCAACAGGUCUCUGCAGGAUCCCUGCUUCUUUUUCUCUCAGCAUCGCUUGCUGGCAGGAGUGAGUGGUUUGAGGAUCCUGCAGCAUCACAGCCCUCCAUGCUCCAAAUGGCCGAUUGGCUUUGAAGGAUCUGAGAGAACACCUCUAAGAAUCUCUAGGUACCUAGCAUAACUAUGGUCAACCUCUGCCAAACGUUGACCAUAAAAUCACACUGGAGGACCUAUAAAUGCCUAAAUCUCUAGGUCAUCCAGCACAACCUUAUGGCCAACUUGUGGCAGAGAAACACUAGAGGACCUAGAGAUUUCUAGAGAGAGCACAUUAGUCAAAGCUGCAAAUGUGGAGGGUAAACUUUACUUCGGAGCAUUGUCACUAUAAUCCAGAAAUGGAGAAUGGGGCCUUCCUGGGGAUGUUGAACUGGAGCUCCCUGAAUCCCUUGCUAUAAACACUGUUUGGCUAGGACUGAUGAAAGUUGCAAUCCAACAACAUCUGGUGAGAUACAUGUUCCCUACACCUGGUCUAAUCCUUAUACAGUAUUUAGAUCAGCACUACCAUCCAUAUAUAAACUGGCCUAUUCUUUAAGACUAUCUGGAGAUACCUUUGCUUUUGGGCAAGUAGCAGUUGAAGGUUGGAACCCUUAGCAGUGUCAUCCUGGUUCUAGAAACCCUUUUCUGUGUCUGUGUACUUGGCACAUACUUUUAUGAUUGUUAAAAACUAGUGCAUUUUAUAUAUUCCUGAACAGCCCUGUUAAAUUGUUUGCUGCUUUAUAUUUGUUGCAAAGCAGUUUGUUGGUAUGCAAAGCAAGGGAUAUAUAAACUCCUUUAAAUUCCCAUGCUUAAUUAACUUUUUUGUUUUUCUGAAAGAUCUGUGUUGUGCAAUUCCUUUUAAUAUGUGCUACAGUGUAAUAAUGUCCAUUGUUGUGUAAUGUUGACAGGCCCUUCGAAUUCAACAAGCAAUGCUACCUCCAGUACAACUCCAGCUGCAGCAAACACCACAGCUGCCCCUUCUGUGAUUUCUGCUACCACAGCCAAAAACACAACUGCUCCCAAACCCACUGUGGCCUCCAAACCCACAUCUCCUUCCAAAGAGGUCACUACUGAAGCUGUAAAACCCACACCAGCAAAAUUUAAUGUGACAGUCACAACUCCCAAACCAGUGUUGCCUUCUGUGUCUGUGACGGCUACUCCAAAAGCUGCUGCAGCUCAAGCAUCAUCAUCAGGAUUCAGUGCUGCCAGCUUUAUAGGUGGCAUUGUGUUGACAUUAGGACUAAUAGCGAUUGGCUACGUUGGAUGCAAAACCUACCACACAAAGAGGGGUGUUCAGUACCGAACCAUUGAUGAACAUGAUGCCAUCAUUUAAAGACAAAAAGUGAACCCCCACACAAUUUCGCUGGUUUUAGAAACAUUUUACCCUCCAAAAAAAGCCUUCAUGACAAAAGUCUUCAUGAAAAAAUUGGUCACAGCUUACACAGGGUGUCUCAUUCCUUUCUUGACAUGCACCUCCCUGCAAGAUUGUGAGGAACUCCAUAAGCACACUGAAUAAUUCAAAAUGUUUCAGAUGAAGAGCUGUAAGGAAUCUAUACAACUGGUGCCUUUUUAAAUGACCACUUUUUAUCUUUUAUGGAAGAGCUUAAUUAAUCAUUGCUGCCACUUAGUUGUUACGCACAGAGGAUCAGAGACAUCGCCUCCAUGAUGAAACACAGCCUGUGGUAUCAGUGUUGUGUCAACACGCUCACCUUUUGCCACUCUGUAAGCUGCAUGUCUUUUUUUGUAGAAUAGAUGAAUCAAACCAUUCUGGACAAAAUAACAGUUUCCUUUCCAAGGUAAGCAGGUAGACCAAAAGCAACAUUCUCAGAUUGUUUGUAUUAGUUUUGUAGAUUAAGAGGAAAUAUUUUUUGUGGAUUGAGGGGAAAUAUUUUUUGUUAAUAAUCUGGGGAAUUUAAAACAUUGUGUGUGUUUUGUUGAAAGUUUAAGAAAAUAUUUGUCUACUUUAUGAUGCCAAGAAAUGAGUUGCAAGACAUGGUGUUUGUGUUGUACUUAGGGUUGCCUUGGAUGAAGGGAUAGCUUUUGUUUUAUCAUUGGGCUGCUUUUGAAAGCAGUCAUCUUUGUGUACCAAUCCUGGCUGUAUUUAAGGUGUAUGUUGAGAUUUGGGACAUGAAUAACUUUGUUCUUGUCAUAAAGGUAGACACACACAGGUGUUAUGUUCUAAGAUAAGAAUUAACACAAUCUUGGAAAAGUUGUGUAAUAUAUAUUCAGCUUAUAUUCACCAUAACAGAAAUGAAGCCCAAAGGAGAUCAUACUUAUUGGGUCUUAUGCCCAAAUAUUGCCUAGUUUCAACUAGGCACUUCUGUGAUUAUUCUGCCACAUACUGUGCAUUCACACAGGCACAUAGCAAUUAUAUAUAUCACUGGUCUCCAUUCAGGUAUAUGUAAAGUACAAAAGGCAAUUGAGGUGAAUCAAUUUCCACUGAGGAUUUUAAACUUGAAUAUAUAUUUAGGCUGGGGAUAGGUGACAGUUUUGAAAAACAGUGUACGCAGGAUAACGUCUGCCACUUUUAUCUCCAUAUUCUUUUGAAUGCCAACCAUUGACCAGAAGAUGUAAAGGUAACCAGAGCUUUGGGGUGUGUGUGUGUGUGUGUGUGUGGAAUUUCUGUUGCCCCCGUCCUAAAGUUCUGAAUGGAAUGCAUAUCAAAAUGUGUGUAACUAUGGAGAGCUUUGAAAAAUUCUUUGUUUUGGAUCCUGUCUUCCAGAAUCCUCCAGUCAUCAUGGCAAUAAGGAGGGAUUCUGAGUUGUUCAAAACAACUAACUUUUCAUUGCUUUGGUGGUCUCCAGACUAGGGUGCUUUGAGAUGAGGUUGUCAUUAUUUGCUGUCUUCUCAGUUGAAACUCAAAACAAGUACAUUGCUUAGAAAAAUUUCCACGCGACAGACUAAAAUAGGUUUAAAAACAUUCCCUUUCUGCUGGAAACUUUUGUUAAUUGCAUUUAAUUGGACAGAGGUUGUAAUUUUCAGCACUCCAACAUACUGCAGUUUCCUGUAUUUUGGAAAGGAAACAGUCUCACUUGAAAGGGUUAUAAAGCUGAUGCCAGUUUGUUAUGUAGAUGUUUGUUUUUCUGGGGUGUUUUGUGACAGUUCCCCUUUUCUCAAGGGUAUGCGAUUGUGAUUCUUGUAAAAAUGAUUGUUCAUUUAGCGAGAAGAUUGAGACUUGGAAUUUCUGCUACUUUUUCAUCAUUUUUUUUUCUUCAAAAGGACAAGGAUGACAACUAUUUUAAGAUAAAAAUUUUAAUGGUAUUGUAACGCAUACCUUCUUUUGCACAAGUUCGCCAAACUGUAAACUUAAAAAUUCAGUAAAAAGAAAAAGGCUUUUGUGCAGCAGCCAUAAUUUUGUCAGUAGGAAAUAUUUGAGUUUGAUAAGACUUCUUGAGGUGUGUGUGUGUUAUUGACCUACAAUACAUAUUUAAUUUUAGCUCAUCUUUCUCAUAUCUUUUACAGAAAUAAAAGUUAAUGAAAAUGUAAUGUUGGUUUCUCAAGGUUAACUGUCUUUACAAAUGUUGGAAUAGUAUUCACAGGUCAGAGGGGAUAGAGUUGUAUAUUGUUCUCAAAUAUGUAACCUUUGUCAUAUAUUGACCUUCCUGAUUUUGUUGGUCUCCAAUUCCCAUCAGCCCUCAUCCAGUUAGUGGAAAGAAAUGAUGUGAUGUAUAGUCCAAACAUGGCCUGAGUGCUAGUUUCCCCAGCCCUGAUCCAGUUCAAAACCUGAUUAAUGGUUGACAGUAUAAAAUCACUGUGACAAUA
Molecule: messenger RNA, 5758 nt
Organism: Sceloporus undulatus (fence lizard)
Lineage: Eukaryota; Metazoa; Chordata; Lepidosauria; Squamata; Phrynosomatidae
Gene: TMEM123
Product: transmembrane protein 123
Exons: 3
Coding region: 2895-3329 (144 amino acids)
Cellular component (GO): cytoplasmic vesicle
Source: RefSeq, a predicted model, not a curated record